CUGAACUAGUAAUGCCAUAUUUGUGUUGAGUAUUGUGCAGUGAUACUAUGAAGUAUAAGUGAGAGUAGUGUAAUUUCCACUUAAAAGGUGACAAAAGAGAGGCAGAACAUGAUCCGAAGACUAGGACAUCCCUUACAUCAAGUAUUGUUCAAUCUUUCAAAAUACAAACUCAACGGAGAUAAAGCUCUUUACUUCUUCAAAGACAAUUCUAAGAUAGCAUCAUGGGGAUUGGCGUGCAACAGAAUGAAACACUCUUUGAACCAUUUUCAAACUUUGAUAAACAGAUUCAAGAAUCUCGACAAGAGGAAAUUCAUCUUCGGCGUGUUCGCAUCCUCCUUGGACUGGGACAAAGAGAGAAUUCCCGACUCAGACAUCUUGAAAUACUCAGCUGAGAUGAGCCUCAUAAUGUUCCUGAAAGACAAAAGAGACGCUUGUUUGGGGAAAAGUGAAGACUCGUGCAAAUGUACUGUCUGCUCAUCAACCGACUCCGAGUGGCAGAGCUUCAUGGACAAAGACAACAUCAUUGUGUGGAGAAGAGAGGAUGCGAAUCAUCGCGGGGAAAAGUUAUACUGCUACAAACUGUAUGGGACCUUCGACGACGUCACUGCCAUCGACUUCCUAGAAGCUCAGGUGGAUCUCGAUUACAGACUUUCCUGGGACAACCACGCGGUCCAGCUGCAGCUGCUGGACUCUGAACCUUCCACCAACAGUGACGUCAUCUACUGGGAGACAAAAUGGCCGACGUUGUUCAGCAACCGCGACUACGUCUUCAUGAGACGCUACAGAAUCGACGAGGAAAGAAACUUACUGUUCCUGGUCAACCAGAAUACGACGCAUCCUUCAAAGCCAGAAGUACCUUCUAAACAAAGAGUGGGCGAGUACUGGUCGUACAUGGUGAUCAAGCCGAAGACAACCUUCGAUCAACCUGGGUUGGAGUUCAGUCUAACCUACUUCGACAACCCGGGCUCCAAUGUGCCUUCGUCUAUGAUGAACUGGGUCACUACUUCCGUGAUGCCUGACUUCCUGAACAAGCUGAGGUUGGCGGCGCAAGGAAUGUCCAAGAGGAGAGGGGGAGCUCCCAGCGCUCUGAGGACGAAGAUGGUGGCGAAAGACAGGCAGGUUGUGGUGCUUGAAAGUCUUCGACAGACGAUGUAUUUGUUUUGAGGAAUAAAUGUAUGUAUGAAAU
Messenger RNA from Macrosteles quadrilineatus (aster leafhopper), 1186 nucleotides. Its product is annotated as stAR-related lipid transfer protein 7, mitochondrial-like. The transcript has a single exon. Gene Ontology annotation, molecular function: lipid binding. The record is from RefSeq and is a predicted model, not a curated record. The coding region runs from base 109 to 1164 and encodes 351 amino acids. Lineage: Eukaryota; Metazoa; Arthropoda; Insecta; Hemiptera; Cicadellidae.